Messenger RNA from Manacus vitellinus (golden-collared manakin), 2316 nucleotides. RefSeq lists its product as uncharacterized. Gene Ontology annotation, cellular component: nucleus. Lineage: Eukaryota; Metazoa; Chordata; Aves; Passeriformes; Pipridae. The record is from RefSeq and is a predicted model, not a curated record. Gene Ontology annotation, molecular function: protein-succinyllysine desuccinylase activity; NAD+ binding; RNA binding.
CGGGCGCGGGGCGGGACGUGCGGAGAAGCACGGCUCGGCCUCGGUCGCCGCCGGCGAGGUGCAGGUGCUUCUCGAUGUGUCUCUUCCAAUUUACCGCCAGAAGGCUGGUUUCCCAGGCGCACUGUGGGCUUAAGGCUUCGUCGGCAAAGGGACAGAAGUUUCGCUUGGAAAUGGCUCGUCCUAGUUCAAAUAUGGCUGAUUUUCGAGAGGUGUUUGCCAAGGCGAAGCACAUUGCCAUUAUCACAGGAGCUGGGGUCAGUGCGGAGAGUGGCGUUCCUACCUUCAGGGGGGCUGGAGGUUUCUGGAGAAAGUGGCAAGCCCAGGAGCUGGCCACUCCCGGGGCUUUUGCGCGAAACCCUUCCCGUGUGUGGGAAUUUUACCACUACCGACGGGAAGUGAUGUUGAGUAAACAUCCAAAUGCAGCACAUAUUGCCAUUGCAGAGUGUGAAAAGCGUCUGAGCAAGCAAGGAAGGAGCGUUGUGGUCAUUACUCAGAAUAUUGAUGAGCUGCACAGGAAGGCAGGCACAAAGCACCUCUUAGAAAUUCACGGUAGUUUAUUUAAAACUCGGUGCACCAGCUGUGGAAACGUAGCUGCGAAUUACAAGAGCCCCAUAUGCCCUGCGUUGGCCGGGAAAGGGGCUCCAGAUCCUGAAACAGCAGAUGCUGCGAUUCCAGUUGAAGACCUUCCUCAGUGUGAGGAAGAUGGCUGCAAUGGGCUCCUGCGUCCCCACGUCGUGUGGUUUGGUGAAGCCCUGGAUCCUGAUGUUCUCACAGCAGUCGAGAAGGAGCUUGAUAUUUGUGACCUCUGCUUGGUAGUCGGGACCUCCUCCGUGGUUUAUCCUGCAGCCAUGUUUGCCCCUCAGGUCUCCGCCAGAGGAGUGCCAGUCGCAGAAUUUAACAUGGAAGCUACUCCUGCCACAAACAGAUUCAGGUUUCACUUCCCGGGCCUCCUGCGGGACUACGCUGCCGCCGGCGCUGCACGACACGAGACGAGAUCAUCUCCUGAGCUCAGGAGCGCCCGACGGACCAAGCGCGGAGGCACGGCCGGGCGGGAGGAGCGGCGGCGAGAGGAGGCGCGGUCUCGCCGGACGCGUCCUCACGGCAAUAAAGGGGGUCGGGACGCCGCCAGCCGCCACUUCCCGGUGUCCUGUGUCUGUCGGCCCGCGCCCGGGGGCGGGGCACGGGCACGCAGCGGGUUCCCUGCGCGCACGGCAUUCCCCGGCGGAAGGCGGGAGCGGUUCCGUGGGCGGCGGCGCAGGACGUGGGAUGGUGCGGCGAGGAAGCGGCCGCCUGCGGGCAGGCGCAGGGCCUCCCGCCGCUCUGCCCACCCGGCCUCCUCCUCGGAGGACGAGGCGGACGAGGCCCCGGAGCAGGUGUCCUUCGGCGUGGCGAGGGAGGGCGAGGCUGAGAGGAAGCUCGUGGGGGAGGCGGCCCGGAGGCACCGGGAGCUGCUGAAGGAGAAGCGGCGGCGGCACCAGGAGCUGUUCGCGGAGCAGAAGAAGCGGAGGCUGCUGCCCGAGGCCGUGCUGCAGGAGCUGCAGGAACUGCAGGAUGUGGCCGCCACCCCUGCGCCGCCCGAAGGACCUGCUGAGCAGGCUCCGGCAGAUGACCAAGUUACUUCAGGUGAAGAACUUGAAGAUGAGGGUGAGAAAGAGAAACAAGUCCAGGCCCAAGGGCAAGGCCAAGCCAAAAUGCAGGUGAAGAAAGGCAAGGCACGCAAGGGUGCCAGGUCAAAAGGAAACUACGCAGCUGUGUGCUUAAAAGAUCAGAGUUUAACAGGCCUCCACCAACAGCUCGCCAAAGACUUUCUAAAUGCUCAGCUCUAUGGGCCACACACCAACCGGGUACAGGCAAAUGAAUUUUUUUCGCUUGCAAACAAGAAAGACCCAGUUAAAAAAGCUGCAGUUCAGUUUGUGGACAAAUCUUGGGGGCAAGAAAAAAAGGAAAAAGCAGCAAGGUUUAAGAAACGUUGGAUCGCAACGCAGACUAAAAAUUGAGUCUGAAGACAGCUUUUUCAGAAGAUGAUAUUAAGGACUUUUACUGAAGGUUAAUCUCUCAAAACAACACUUUUUUUUUUUCCCCAUUUCAUCAUCACUUUGCUUUCAGCUCCACCUACCAGAAGGCACUGACCUUCACCAAGCUGUGCCUGAUCAGACUUUCCUGUUCUCUCCCCCUUUCAGAAGUUCUUGGGGAAGCUACAAAUCGACAUGAGCAGGGCAGUGUUGUAGAACAGCUGGUGUUAGGACCAGGCUUGUUGAGCUGCCUCUGUGAGGCAAUGCCUUUGCAGAGAAUAAAGAUGAGCCAUGUUGUACUUAC